UAUCCCCGGCGCCCCCGCCGCCGCGAUGAGUUUCAGCCGCUUCUGCCGCCUGCUGAAGCCGGCGCUUCUCUGCGGAGCGCUGGCCACGCCCGGCCUAGCUAGCACCAUGUGCGCAUCCCGCGAUGACUGGCGCUGUGCAACCUCUAUGCACGAGUUCUCAGCCAAGGACAUCGACGGGCGCAUGGUUGCCCUGGACAAGUACCGGGGUUUCGUGUGCAUCGUCACCAACGUGGCCUCACAAUGAGGCAAAACAGACGUAAAUUACACUCAGCUUGUCGACCUGCACGCCAGAUAUGCCGAGUGUGGUUUACGGAUCCUGGCCUUCCCCUGCAACCAGUUCGGAAGGCAGGAGCCAGGGAGUAACGCCGAGAUCAAAGAGUUUGCUGCCGGCUAUAACGUCAAAUUCGAUAUGUUUAGCAAGAUCUGUGUAAAUGGGGAUGAUGCCCACCCACUGUGGAAGUGGAUGAAAGUCCAGCCCAAAGGGAGGGGCAUCCUGGGAAAUGCCAUCAAGUGGAACUUCACCAAGUUCCUCAUUGACAAGAACGGCUGUGUGGUGAAGCGCUAUGGCCCCAUGGAAGAGCCCCUGGUGAUAGAGAAGGACUUGCCCUGCUACUUUUAGCUCCACAAGUGUGUGCCCCCCACCCGAGCCUCCUGCCUGCGCCCCUCGGAACCUUCCAGCCGGCACCCAUGACGGUCUGCCUAAAAACCAGCCUACUGGUGAGGCAAACCUGAGAACCUGGCGUGCACCCCUGCCGGAAGAAGGUCCCUCGGUCUGGCUCCAGGCUCGGCAGCUGCACCCCACUCUGGCUGCCUUGUGGGAAUAAAACACACAAAUUGGCCUG
Messenger RNA from Condylura cristata (star-nosed mole), 842 nucleotides. It is a transcript of the gene GPX4, whose product is annotated as glutathione peroxidase 4. Lineage: Eukaryota; Metazoa; Chordata; Mammalia; Eulipotyphla; Talpidae. The record is from RefSeq and is a predicted model, not a curated record. The transcript is spliced from 7 exons. Gene Ontology annotation, molecular function: glutathione peroxidase activity. Gene Ontology annotation, biological process: response to oxidative stress.